AUCGACCGGGAUCAGUGCUACAAAUCAUCUUGACGCGAUCGUUACAACCGAAGAGACUAAACCUACAGUAAAAGUAUUCAAAGGACUCACAAAAUGCAGAGAUCCAUCCUGCUGCUGCUCAUUUCUGUCACGGUUCUCAGUGUGGCAGUUGCUCUUCCCCUAACUUUGGAUGAGUUUUUCAAUCAGAAUCUGGAAGCGAGCUUGAACAUGGACCUUGCAGAGAAGUCUGGAAUCCGCAAACGAAAUGCCCAGGAUUCUAGCGGCUCCCACGAGGACCCUCAAGAAAAACCCAAGGCAUCAUCUGAGGAAAGUAAGGAGAAAGAAAAUGCUCUGAAAAGAGUCCGUCGUAAUGACUCCAGCGGCGAUUCCUCUGGCUCAUCCUCUGAGGAGAAGCUGAAGGCGGCACACUCCAAAGCUGGAAAAUCCGGUCAAGAAGGUCCAGCUGGUGAAGUUGAGACUGAGACCACCACCUCGGAUGGUAUAGAGGAGACUUCCCACGCCCCAGCUAAAAGGCGAAGACGAGACGUUUCCGAGGAGCACCUCGAGCCAGAACUGAAUCCUCAGGCGGAGAAGGAGCUUACGCAAGAAAUGGAGGAGGCUCUGGCUGCUCUCAAGAAGGACAAGGACUUAAGUAUCGAAGAUUAUGCCCAGGGCUGUGAAGUCCAGGAAGUUAGUUCCUUGGAGGCGAACGAUGCCACAUAUGAAUAAUGGGAUGAUGAUGUUAAAUUAAAAUAAUUGAUAUAAGAAAUACCAAAGAAUAAAAAAAAAAGUUAUUUAAUUAA
Messenger RNA from Drosophila bipectinata, 782 nucleotides. RefSeq lists its product as uncharacterized. The record is from RefSeq and is a predicted model, not a curated record. NCBI's taxonomy places the organism in Eukaryota, Metazoa, Arthropoda, Insecta, Diptera, Drosophilidae.